ACUGAAGCAGAGGCUUCCCCACACCUUCCUCUCUCCUCAAUACGGCUAACCCGUUUCUGUUCCUCCACAACCGAACACGCCCUCUCCGCCAUCACCUCGUGCUAUCCUGCGCCUCCUGCUUAUCCUGCGCCGUGCGCACCUUUCUCCCCCUCUUCUGGUCUCUUCCCUACAUAAUCUUCCCCUUCUCCAGUCUCUCUCUUCCCCAGAUUCGUUGCUUCAAACCUGGCUGGGUUCCGGAGCUGGGGCUAGGGUUAGGGUUUCUGAGAGAUGUGGGAUGCUUCAGGCAUUGAUGAAUCUGCUCUCUCUCUGUUGGAAGCCAUUCGGGCGUGGUGCUGAUAAGUUCGACACCAUUGGAGCUGUUGGGAGCACUUUCGGGGGUGGGGCAGGCGGCAGGGAAGGUAAAGACGGAUUGCUCUGGUUCCGAGACGUAGGAAGGUAUGGUUCCGGCGAUUUCUCGAUGGCCGUGGUUCAGGCGAAUCAGGUUCUCGAAGACCAGAGCCAGAUCGAGUCUGGUCCUCUGGGCACCUUUGUAGGUGUGUACGAUGGUCACGGAGGACCCGAUGCCUCUCGAUACGUUUGCGAUCACCUCUUUCGUAACUUUCAAGCAAUAGCCGCUCAGUCACAGGGAGUUGUGACUGCUGAGACUAUUCAUAGAGCAUUUCUUCAAACAGAAGACGGUUUCACUUCUCUUGUGUCAGAAUCAUGGGAUAGACAACCUCAGAUCGCAACUACUGGGACCUGUUGUCUUGUUGGAGUGAUAUUUCAGCGGACCCUCUUUGUGGCAAAUGUUGGAGAUUCCCGUGUUGUGUUGGGUAAGAAAGUUGGCAACACUGGAGGUAUUGCUGCGAUUCAGCUAUCUACUGAACAUAAUGCAAAUCUUGAUGCAAUCAGACAGGAACUUAAAGAACUACAUCCUCAUGAUCCCCAAAUUGUUGUCCUCAAACAUGGAGUGUGGAGAGUCAAAGGCAUUAUUCAGGUUUCUAGGUCUAUAGGUGACGUAUAUAUGAAACAUGCCCAGUUCAAUCGGGAGCCAAUUAAUCCAAAAUUCAGACUUCCAGAGCCAAUGAACAUGCCUAUCUUGACUGCUAGUCCAACAAUUCUCUCUCAUCCUCUCCAACCCGGUGAUUCCUUCCUUAUAUUUGCAUCAGAUGGUUUAUGGGAGCACUUGAGUAACGAAAAAGCAGUGGAUAUUGUCCACAGGAAUCCACGGCAGGGUAGUGCCAAGAGACUUAUCAAGGCUGCUCUCCAAGAAGCAGCAAGGAAACGAGAAAUGCGGUACUCAGACCUCCGCAAAAUUGACAAGAAGAGUCUUUGGGGCAGCUCUCAGAUAACUGUACCCGUACCAGAAGACACACCGUUGCUACCCGGCUGGCAUAUAUACGAAUUGACAGUGCAUUUGGCACCUUUGGUCACUGAUACCGAGACAACUUAUUGAUGAGGCUCCAAUUUAUAACAUAUUAUUAGAAAUAUAUCUGUGGAAAAAAGGAAAAGAAUGAAAAUAAUUUUUGACACUACGGAUGCCCAUUUUAUAGUUCGUUUUAAUUUCUUGGCAGUCUUUGUUCGAAUUUCAUGGUGGAGCAGACUAAAUUAUUUGACAAUAAUUCAAUGGAAGUUUAGCACAUAGUAAGGUAUCUCAUGUGAUAAGAGGCAUAAGUUAUGCACAGAUUUACUUUAGUUUUUAUUGCAGAUGAAGUGAAAAUUUUAGAUAUAA
This is a messenger RNA of Neltuma alba, 1711 nucleotides long. Its product is annotated as probable protein phosphatase 2C 42. NCBI's taxonomy places the organism in Eukaryota, Viridiplantae, Streptophyta, Magnoliopsida, Fabales, Fabaceae. Gene Ontology annotation, biological process: protein dephosphorylation. The record is from RefSeq and is a predicted model, not a curated record. The transcript is spliced from 5 exons. Gene Ontology annotation, molecular function: cation binding; protein serine/threonine phosphatase activity. The coding region runs from base 275 to 1435 and encodes 386 amino acids.